CUGCGCACCGGCGACAACACGCACCUGCUGCGCGCCUUCCUCGUGGACAUGACGUACCGGUUCCGCACCGUGGUGGACGGCCGCGACCUGCUCGGCAAGAACGACAACAGCAGCGUGAGGAACGUGGCCGCCACGCGCUACGGCCUGGUCAGGGCCGGCCACGUCACGCACCUACAGGUGGCCAACGGCGACCGCACCGAGACGGCGUUCGGCCAGGAGGUGGAGGCGCUGCUGGCCGGCGCGGCCGUGACGAGCGCGUGGCACGAGCUGCAGCGUGCGGCCAGCGUGCACGUCAACUGGGAGCGAGAGCGCCCGCGCCCGCUGCAGUGGGAGCCCACACAGGCGCCCCGGUCCUGGGGGCCGGAGCAGGCGUAGGGAACACUACAGGUGCAGCCGCACUCCCUGCAGCGGACGACCCCCCCACCCGUACUACCCUGGAGCGAGGGUGCAGGGCACUUCCCGUCCCGCCCUCGCUCGGAGCCGAACUUGCAAAACAUCUUUGAGCUGAAAACAACUUUUGCAUUUGGCACUGCGCGCGUUAGCACGGCGCUGGCUGCACAAACUCCUGCUCUCAGAGUCGCUAAGGUCCAUGUUCAACCAGCUUCUCCGCCCACACCCCCCGUUUUACCCUGUUCCCUCCCUCUUCCAACCACCUCGCCCCUUCCUCCUCACCCCCCUCAGCCCUUACGGCCCCAUCG
This is a messenger RNA of Frankliniella occidentalis (western flower thrips), 698 nucleotides long. RefSeq lists its product as uncharacterized. Lineage: Eukaryota; Metazoa; Arthropoda; Insecta; Thysanoptera; Thripidae. Bases 49 to 375 code for a protein of 108 amino acids. The record is from RefSeq and is a predicted model, not a curated record. The transcript has 3 exons.